AUGUCUCUCUUCCGUGCUAGCUUCCCAAGCUCUGGGGAUUUCACUCCUCUCUUCCGUCUUUUGGACGACUACGACACCCAUCGCUCUACUCGCAGUCAGCCCUCUGUUCCCUCGUUCUCCCCUCGCUUUGACGUUCGUGAAACCGAGGAUGCCUAUCACCUGGAUGGCGAGCUUCCCGGUGUCGCUCAAAAAGACAUUGACAUUGAGUUCUCCGAUUCCCAAACUCUGGUCGUAAAGGGCCGCAGUGAGCGCGACUACGACACUUCCAACCACCAAGCCCAAGUGGAGGAUGAGAGCGAGGAACAUGAGCAGACCAACACUGAGUCCACCCACCACUUCUGGGCCAGUGAGCGCUCGGUUGGCGAGUUCCAACGCACCUUCUCCUUCCCGAGUCGCGUUGACCAGGACAAUGUCAAGGCCAGCUUGAAGCAUGGCAUUCUGUCAGUCCAAGUGCCCAAGGCUACUGUUGCCGCCACGAAGAAGAUCACCAUUGAGUAA
Penicillium nucicola is the source of this 498-nucleotide messenger RNA. Its product is annotated as Hsp20/alpha crystallin family protein. Gene Ontology annotation, biological process: response to heat; response to salt stress; response to hydrogen peroxide. Bases 1 to 498 code for a protein of 165 amino acids. The transcript has a single exon. The record is from RefSeq and is a predicted model, not a curated record. NCBI's taxonomy places the organism in Eukaryota, Fungi, Ascomycota, Eurotiomycetes, Eurotiales, Aspergillaceae.